AGCAUUUUGUUCAGUGUUUUGAUUGUAUUGUCAAACGUUUGACACAAUUUGCGGUCAAAUCUAAACCACAAUUAAUACACCAAUCGGUGGUUAAUGCCAUUAAACCCCUGUAUUCAACAAAUAUGUUAUCAAAACACGUGUUAAACUGUAGUUUCAGUCAAUGGUAUCCGUUAUUUGCCAACAUUUCUAUCGACAGCAAAAUCGUGAGACUUUCCGACGAUUUCAUUCAAUACCUCUUAAGCGAUGGCAUAAUUUUGCCAAAAAGCGGACCCACUGCUGGUGACAAUACUGGUGGCGAUUGGAGUAGUGAUGAGGAGAAUGGCCCCCAAAACGGUAGUAACAGCCUCUCAGGUGAUGACGAUAGCGGUAGCGAUGAUAAUGUGCCGGACAUUGAGUUCAACGAACUGGAUGUCCGUUUGCGGGAAGCGCUCCAAGAGUUUGGAUCGGUUUUCCCGAAACUCAAUUGGAGUUCCUGUGAGGACAGCCGUUGGAUCAGCGCUUCCGGCACUCGAUGCACGACCACUGAAGACAUAUAUCUGUUGCUUAAGAGUUCCGAUAGAGUUGUCCACGACUUGACUCAACCAUUCAAAGACUGUUCAGACGUUAAUGAAAUGAAUGCUCCGGUGGUUGACUACGAGCUGAUCCUUAAGAAAUGGAUUGACAUCAACCCGUCGAUGGAAUUCCGUUGCUUUAUAGCCGAUAAUCAAUUAAUUGGUAUUACUCAACGGGAUGUCCGCUCGUAUUACGAUCACAUCGGACAACAAAAACAGGACAUCAUUACAGAUAUUCACAGAUUCUUUGCCACUCAUAUCAUGAAUCGCUUCCACGACAGUGACUGUAAAAAGCUUUUCGAAGAAUAUUCUGUGGUUUAAUUACUAAUGCAUUGCGUUUAUACUUAUCGCCAAAUACCGGUAGUUGUGAUGGAUGUCUAUCGGCCCACCGGUGGACGGGUAGUACUGGUGGAUAUCAAUCCAUUCGGUGAGACCAGUGAUUCACUUCUGUUUGAUUGGGAGGAACUGGUGGAGAGACAAAGGAAUAUCACUACCGAUGAGAUACCGAUCCCUGAGUUUCGGUUCCUCACGAAUGAGACGGGAAUUCAGACGCAGAGGUAUUCCAUGAACUCAUUGCCAAUCGAUGUGCUCAACGGUGGCUGUAAUUUGGAUCAAUUCAUGAACGGCUGUCAUAUCGACCGAUGAUACACUCGUAAUGUAUUUAUGGCUAAAAUUGGCGUUAAUUUUGUAUUCAUUUUUAAGUGAAUUAAUAAAAACUUGGCCAAAAUUUAAUACU
This is a messenger RNA of Oppiella nova, 1287 nucleotides long. The record is from the annotation of a GenBank genome assembly. Lineage: Eukaryota; Metazoa; Arthropoda; Arachnida; Sarcoptiformes; Oppiidae.